ACAAGCAUUUCUGUCCUGGCAUGAAGCAACACAAGGGGGAUGUGUUUAACUUUCAAGAUGAGAUGCUGGCCUAUUGCAGAUCGGACGUGGACAUUCUUCGCCGCUGUUGCCUGGAGUUUCGAGCCCAGUUUUUGGAUGUGGCGAAUGUGGAUCCAUUCCAAUACGUGACCAUUGCGUCAGCCUGUAUGGCAACGUAUCGGAGUGGCCACAUUCAGCCCAACACGAUUGCCAUGGUGCCCACACACGGCUACGUCAACUCAACGAAUUACAGCCCUGAUUCGAUCCGGUGGUUGGACUUUGUUGCUGCUUCGGAAGGCAUUGCCAUUCAACAUGCGUUGAACGGUUCCGGAGAGCACAGAAUCGCCGGAAUCUCGGUAGACGGUUUCUGCCAAGCAAACACAAACCGUCUAUCAGUUUCAGGGCUGUUUCUUCCACGGGUGUAG
Messenger RNA from Stegodyphus dumicola, 443 nucleotides. RefSeq lists its product as uncharacterized. Gene Ontology annotation, molecular function: DNA-directed DNA polymerase activity; nucleotide binding; DNA binding. Gene Ontology annotation, biological process: DNA replication. Lineage: Eukaryota; Metazoa; Arthropoda; Arachnida; Araneae; Eresidae. The record is from RefSeq and is a predicted model, not a curated record.